This is a messenger RNA of Protopolystoma xenopodis, 771 nucleotides long. The record is from the annotation of a GenBank genome assembly. NCBI's taxonomy places the organism in Eukaryota, Metazoa, Platyhelminthes, Monogenea, Polystomatidea, Polystomatidae.
AUGGAUUAUGUUAAUGAGCCAUCUGAGUCUCAUGCGCAAACUGCUUCCUUUUGGGAGCUAGCAAAAUUAGAAAUUGACGAAAUGAAGCAGGAUCACAAUGCAUUCAAGACACAGGAUUUGCCUCUGGCAAGAAUUAAGAAGAUUAUGAAGCUUGAUGAUGACGUUAAAGCAAUGAUGAUAAGUGCAGAAGCGCCUAUUCUUUUCGCUAAAGCAGCUGAACUCUUUAUAAGGGAGCUCACACUUCGAGCCUGGCUACAUACCGAACGUAAUCGUCGUCGCACUUUGCAGCGCAAUGAUGUAGCAAUGGCGGUUUCCGACAGUGAUACGGACCAGUUUGACUUUCUAAUUGAUAUUGUACCGAGAGAAGAGGCUCGUGGUCACAGACGCUCAACAUCUACUCAGCAAAGCGUAACUACUGUUUCGCCUAACAAUUCUGCGGCUGCAGCGACGGCAACUAUAAUCAACAAUGUACCUUCGCUAAACACAGGGCAAAAACUGGACUACAAAACGGUGACUAUUCCUGCUACUAAUGGUGUUUCCGCCACAGCAGAUGGCAUCGUUGUCUCUCCCACACCCUCAGCCACAGCGGCUGCGAUGCAGCAAUCUGCUGCCGCGGUAAUAGGCCAAGCAAACAAUCCAUUGCACUCCGCCGCUGGUACUAUAGCUACUGGUCCAAUUCAAUAUGUACUACAAUUACCUGCGAGUGCUGCUGCCGCGGCUCCUGGCCAAUCUUUUCAGCUGCAAGUACUCCCACAACAAUUUCAGGUAUGA